AUGCUGAGGGCUACAACCUUGAAGAAGGCUGCCGGCAGCAGUCUGCUGCGCAGCAGCACUGCUUGCUCCGCCUGCCGCAGAUCCUACUCUCUUGCGACAGCGUCUCGAGGUGCUCUGGCAGCUCCGGGAGCACGAUCAAAUUUCCAGCUCACUGCCCGCAGACCGCUGGCCGUUAUUGGCCAUGCUGCUCACCGGAGGGAAUAUGCCCAAAGUGCGGAGGAAACAUCGCGCGGGGUGGACCCCAACGAUAGCUUCCUCCAAGGAAAUACUGCCAACUACAUCGACGAGAUGUACCUUGCAUGGCGCAACGAUCCUUCGAGUGUGCACAUCUCUUGGCAGACGUAUUUCAAGAACAUCGAAGAUGGCAAUAUGCCAAUCUCUCAGGCUUUUCAGCCCCCUCCCACCAUCGUUCCCACCCCCGUCGGCGGUGUCCCACAGUAUAUGCCGACCGCUGGGCACGAUCUGACAAACCAUCUUAAGGUCCAGCUUCUUGUCCGUGCCUACCAGGCCCGUGGCCACCACAAGGCGAAGAUUGACCCUCUAGGCAUCCGUGGCGAGGCCGAAGCUUUCGGUUACAACCGCCCGAAAGAGCUAGAGUUGGAUCACUAUGGAUUCACUGAGAAGGACCUCGACCAAGAGUUCACCCUAGGACCCGGUAUCCUCCCCCGCUUCGAAACCGACUCACGGAAAAAGAUGACCCUCCGUGAGAUCAUUGGCGCCUGUGAAAGAAUAUACUGUGGUUCAUACGGUGUCGAGUACAUUCACAUUCCGGAUCGCAAGCCUUGUGACUGGAUUCGUGACCGCUUUGAAAUCCCACAGCCUUACAAAUACUCGGUCGAUGAGAAGCGCCGUAUCCUUGAUCGUCUGAUCUGGAGUUCAAGUUUCGAAUCUUUCUUGGCUACCAAGUUCCCCAACGACAAACGUUUUGGUCUCGAAGGAUGUGAAACUUUGGUACCUGGUAUGAAGGCCCUUAUCGACCGAAGUGUCGACUAUGGCAUUAAGGAUAUUGUUAUUGGAAUGCCUCACCGUGGUCGGUUGAACGUGCUCUCCAACGUCGUCCGCAAACCCAACGAAUCCAUCUUCAGCGAGUUCGCUGGUUCUGCUGAGCCUGAGGAUGAAGGUUCUGGUGAUGUGAAAUACCAUCUUGGUAUGAACUUCGAGCGUCCCACUCCGUCUGGAAAGCGUGUUCAACUUUCACUGGUUGCCAACCCUUCACAUCUUGAAGCCGAGGACCCUGUUGUUCUCGGUAAGACUCGUGCUAUUCAACACUACAACAAGGAUGAGAAGGACUUUGACACCGCUAUGGGAGUUUUGUUGCACGGUGAUGCUGCCUUUGCAGCUCAGGGUAUCGUCUAUGAAACUAUGGGCUUCCACUCUCUUCCUGCCUAUUCUACCGGUGGUACUGUCCACAUUGUCGUGAACAACCAGAUUGGAUUUACAACUGAUCCUCGUUUCGCCCGCUCUACCCCUUACUGCUCGGAUAUUGCCAAGGCUAUUGAUGCUCCUGUUUUCCACGUCAAUGCGGAUGAUGUGGAAGCUGUCAACUACGUUUGCCAGGUUGCCGCUGACUGGCGCGCUGAGUUCAAGCGUGAUGUCGUCGUCGAUAUUGUCUGCUACCGUAAACAAGGUCACAACGAGACUGACCAGCCUUCGUUUACUCAGCCUCUGAUGUACAAGCGUAUUGCUUCCCAGAAGAACCAGCUCGACACAUAUGUUGAAAAACUCAUCGCCGAAGGUACAUUUACCAAGGAGGAUAUUGAUGAGCAUAAGAAGUGGGUCUGGGGUAUGUUGAACGAUAGCUUCGAUCGCAGCAAGGAUUAUCAACCUACUGGUAAGGAAUGGUUGACUUCUGCAUGGAACGGUUUCAAGAGUCCAAAGGAGUUAGCUACUGAAGUCUUACCCCAUCUACCCACUGGUGUCGAUGCUGAGACCCUCAAGUCGAUUGGUGACAAGAUCGGCGGAGCUCCGGAUGGCUUCAAUGUCCAUCGCAACCUGAAGCGUAUCUUGGGCAACAGAAAGAAGACUGUUGAUGACGGCCAGGGUAUCGACUGGGCCACUGCCGAGGCUUUGGCUUUCGGUACAUUGGUUAAGGAAGGCCACCAUGUUCGCGUCUCUGGACAGGAUGUUGAACGCGGUACUUUUUCCCAGCGUCACGCCGUCCUCCACGACCAAGAAAGCGAGGCUACGUACACUCCAUUGCAACACAUUAGCCCCGAUCAAGGCACCUUUGUUAUUUCUAACUCCUCAUUGAGUGAGUUUGGUGUUCUUGGUUUUGAAUACGGUUACUCUCUUACUUCCCCAAAUGCCCUCGUCAUGUGGGAGGCUCAAUUUGGUGAUUUCGCCAACAACGCACAAUGUAUCAUUGAUCAGUUCAUUGCUUCGGGUGAAGUCAAGUGGUUACAGCGCUCCGGUCUUGUUGUCUCGCUACCUCACGGUUAUGAUGGCCAAGGCCCAGAGCACUCUUCCGGUCGUAUGGAGCGUUGGUUGCAAUUGAGUAAUGAGGAACCCCGUGUCUUCCCAUCACCCGACAAGUUGGACCGUCAGCACCAAGACUGCAACAUGCAGGUUGUCUGCAUGACCUCGCCAUCCAACUUGUUCCACAUUCUUCGUCGCCAGAUCAACCGACAGUUCCGUAAACCACUUAUCAUCUUCUUCUCGAAAUCCUUGCUGCGUCACCCUAUUGCCCGUUCAGAUCUCGAGGAAUUUACCGGUGACUCGCACUUCCAAUGGAUUAUCCCUGAUCUAGCACACGGUUCCACCAUCGACGAGCCAGAAAAGAUCGAGCGCGUUGUAUUGUGCUCUGGUCAAGUCUACACUGCUUUGACCAAGUACCGUGAAAGCAAUGGCAUUCGCAAUACUGCUAUUACCCGUGUCGAACAGCUCAACCCCUUCCCAUGGGCUCAGCUGAAGGAGAACUUGGACAGCUACCCUAACGCCAAGGACAUUGUCUGGGCUCAAGAGGAACCACUAAACGCUGGUGCAUGGAGCUUCGUGCAACCACGUAUCGAGACUCUGCUCAACGCUACCGAGCAUCACAACAGACGUCACGUGAUGUACGCCGGUCGUUCCCCCAGCGCCUCUGUGGCUACAGGUCUCAAGGCCAGCCACGUGAAGGAGGAGCAAGAUUUGCUCAAUGAUGCUUUCACUGUCCACCAGGAGCAUCUUAAGGGGGAGUGA
Molecule: messenger RNA, 3177 nt
Organism: Talaromyces proteolyticus
Lineage: Eukaryota; Fungi; Ascomycota; Eurotiomycetes; Eurotiales; Trichocomaceae
Product: putative alpha-ketoglutarate dehydrogenase complex subunit Kgd1
Exons: 4
Coding region: 1-3177 (1058 amino acids)
Biological process (GO): tricarboxylic acid cycle
Cellular component (GO): oxoglutarate dehydrogenase complex; mitochondrion
Molecular function (GO): oxoglutarate dehydrogenase (succinyl-transferring) activity; thiamine pyrophosphate binding
Source: RefSeq, a predicted model, not a curated record